Molecule: messenger RNA, 735 nt
Organism: Fraxinus pennsylvanica
Lineage: Eukaryota; Viridiplantae; Streptophyta; Magnoliopsida; Lamiales; Oleaceae
Source: the annotation of a GenBank genome assembly
AUGUCUUCGGCUGUUGGAGUGGCUUCAAGUUCCAAGAACAUGGGGUUUGACGAAAAUAAGGUUGAUGACAAAGAGGGCGCCCCUGUUUCUGAAACCAAUGUAAAAGGUUCGGAUCAUGCCGAACCUGUGGUGGAGCCUGAAACUGAGGAUGAAGAUGAUGAAAAUGUAGAAGGGAAAAUACAGUUGGGUCCUAAGUGCACUCUCAAAGAGCUAUCGGAGAAGGAUAAGGAUGAUGAGAGUUUGAGAAGGUGGAAAGAACAACUUCUUGGGAGUGUGGAUAUCAAUUCUGCAGAAGAAACUCUUGAUCCAGAAGUUAAGAUCUUGAACCUCGCAAUAAAAUCCCCCGGUAGGCCUGAUAUUUUUCUUCUAAUCCCCGAGGCUGGAAACCCCAAAGGCCCGUGGUUUACAUUGAAAGAGGGAAGUCGAUACAGCCUUAAAUUCACUUUCCAGGUUAGCAACAACAUUGUAUCAGGCCUCAAGUACAAGAACACGGUUUGGAAAUCUGGCAUCAAAGUUGACAGCACAAGAGAAAUGAUCGGAACAUUCAGUCCUCAGUCUGAGCCUUACACUCAUGAAAUGCCGGAACUCUACUGCGCCGGAUGCAAUCUACAAAAGCAGCCUGCGGGUAGUAAAGAGGCCGGCCCUAGUAAAACAGGGAAGAAUGAUGAUCAUGCACAUGUCGUCACUGCUGAAAUUCAGCAGAACACGGCUAACGCACAAGACGCCACUGCUUGA